This is a messenger RNA of Eleginops maclovinus (Patagonian blennie), 722 nucleotides long. It is a transcript of the gene ccl27a, whose product is annotated as chemokine (C-C motif) ligand 27a. The record is from RefSeq and is a predicted model, not a curated record. Gene Ontology annotation, molecular function: chemokine activity. The transcript has 3 exons. Gene Ontology annotation, cellular component: extracellular region. Gene Ontology annotation, biological process: immune response. The coding region runs from base 16 to 303 and encodes 95 amino acids. Lineage: Eukaryota; Metazoa; Chordata; Actinopteri; Perciformes; Eleginopidae.
AGUUUUCUCAUCAUCAUGGAUCUGAAAGUUGUGUUUGCGAUUGUCUGUCUGUGCACUCUAGCCAUCACCUCUACUGAAGCUGGCAUUCCAAAAUGUUGCAUCUCAACAAAAAUCAAAAUUCCCGUCCGAGUGCUGGUGAGGGUUCAGAGAUGGAGUGUACAACAGAGCAACGGCCCCUGUGACAUCCCUGCACUGAUACUGCAUGUUAAGGAUAUGAGGAAGCCCAUAUGUGCUCAUCCAAAACUGAAGAGAGCCCUGGUGGCGCUGCAGGUCAGGAUGAAGCGGAGCAGACAGAAAGCCUGAAAAACAAAUGUGUCUAUGUUGUGUUUCUACAUUUGGUGUGAUACAUAAGCCCUUACGGUUGUCUCUUUCUUUAUUGGUUAUGAUCACUUAGGGGUACUUUUAGAGGUACAAAUGACCAAAUUACUCUUGAAUCAACUUCAUGUAUUUAGUAGAUAUUCUUUUUCAGAAUUGGAUUUUACAUAAAAUCUGAUUCUAAAACCACACCAUAUGUGAAGCAUUCAAACUUUUAAGUAAUUUACUUUUAAUAAUUGAGGUAUAUGUCUUUGCUAAUGCUUCUGUGUUUUCACAUGUUACGUUUUUUUUGAUUUGUUUAAUAAUCUGAAUUCCACCUUUGUCAUUGCAUUUAUAUUUUGUAUCGUAAAACAAUUGCAUUAAGAAAAUCACUGUAAAAUGUGAUUUAAUAAAUGCUUUUCCUUUUA